AUGAGUGGCGGCUUGCGAACACAGAAGAGAGACACGAAAAUGCGCAUUAGGGCCUUCCCUAUGACCAUGGAUGAGAAGUAUGUCAACAGUAUCUGGACAUUACUACGUAAUGCAAUCCAAGAAAUACAAAAAAAGAACAACAGUGGCUUGAGUUUUGAAGAACUCUACCGAAAUGCAUAUACCAUGGUCCUACAUAAACAUGGGGAAAAACUUUACACUGGUCUGCGUGAAGUAGUCACUGAACACCUUAUCAAUAAGGUUCGAGAAGAUGUUCUGCGUGCACUUAACAACCAUUUUCUGCAGACAUUGAAUGUUGCAUGGAAUGAUCAUCAGACAUCAAUGGUGAUGAUAAGAGACAUCCUAAUGUACAUGGACAGAGUGUAUGUCCAACAAAAUAAUGUGGACAAUGUCUACAAUUUAGGAUUGAUGAUAUUCAGAGACCAAGUUGUCAGACAUCCAAUCAUUAGAGAACAUUUAAGAACCACAUUAUUAGAAAUGGUAUCCAAAGAACGAAAAGGAGAAAUUGUUGAUAGAGGUGCUGUAAAAAAUGCCUGUCAGAUGUUAAUGGUCUUAGGAAUUGAUGCUAGAUCUGUCUAUGAGGAGGAUUUUGAAAGACCCUUCCUUGACCAGUCAGCAGAAUUUUACAAACUUGAGAGUCAGAAAUUUUUGGCGGAAAACAGUGCAUCUGUCUACAUUAAAAAGGUUGAAGCUCGAAUCAAUGAGGAGGCUGAAAGAGCAACGCAUUAUUUAGAUAAAUCAACCGAAGAACCUAUAGUUAAAGUACUUGAAGAAGAACUUAUUAGAAAACACAUGAAAACCAUUGUGGAGAUGGAGAAUUCUGGUGUGGUUCACAUGUUAAAAAAUAAUAAGACUGAUGAUCUGGCUUGUAUGUAUAAACUAUUUAUAAGAGUGCCAGAGGGACUGAAAACCAUGUGUGAUUGCAGCAGUGCCUAUUUGAGAGAACAAGGAAAAGCACUUGUUUCUGAAGAGGGAGAAGAUGGAAAAAAUGCCAUCUCUUACAUCCAGAGUUUAUUGGACCUUAAGGACAGGUUUGAUCACUUCCUUCAUGAGUCUUUCAAUGAUGAUAAGCAAUUCAAACAGGUUAUAUCUGGUGAUUUUGAAUACUUUAUCAACUUGAAUACACGAUCUCCAGAAUAUCUUUCACUUUUCAUAGAUGAUAAAUUAAAGAAAGGUGUGAAAGGGAUGUCAGAACAGGAAAUAGAAAAUGUACUUGAUAAAAGUAUGGUUCUAUUCCGUUUUCUACAAGAAAAAGAUGUCUUUGAGAGGUAUUACAAACAGCAUUUAGCUAAACGACUACUGCUCAACAAAAGUGUCUCUGAUGAUUCAGAAAAGAACAUGAUCUCCAAAUUGAAGACUGAAUGUGGUUGUCAGUUCACCUCCAAGCUGGAAGGAAUGUUCAAAGACAUGACUGUAUCAAAUAGCACAAUGGAUGAAUUCAAAAAUUUCUUGCAGCAAUCUGGUGCAAGUUUAUCAGGAGUUGACCUUUUUGUCAGAGUACUUACCACAGGCUUCUGGCCUACACAAUCAGCACCACCCAGAUGUAAUAUCCCCCAUGCGCCCAGAUCAGCCUUUGAAACUUUUAGGAGAUUUUACCUUGCAAAGCAUAGUGGCAGACAGCUGACGUUACAACCUCAACUAGGCUCUGCUGACUUGCAUGCCUGUUUUUAUGGUCCUCGAAAAGAAGAAAAUGGAGAUGGUGCUAGUGCCAGUUCAUCAAAAGGCCCACGGAAACACAUUAUUCAAGUGUCCACAUUUCAAAUGUGUGUCUUGAUGUUGUUCAAUACUCAUGGAAAAAUGACCUAUGAGGAAAUUAAGAGUGAAACAGAUAUCCCAGAAAAGGACCUUCUCCGAGCCAUUCAGUCUCUGGCAGUUGGUAAGAUAGCACAGCGGGUGCUUCAUAAAGACCCCAAAACAAAAGAAAUUGAACCAGAUCAUGUAUUUACUGUGAAUGACCAGUUUACCUCUAAAUUAUUUAGGGUUAAAAUUCAAACUGUGGCUGGAAACAAAGGUGAAGCUGAGCCUGAAAGAAAAGAAACUCGCAAAGCUGCCAUUGUGAGAAUCAUGAAAGCCAGGAAGAAGCUACAGCAUAAUGUGUUGGUUGCUGAGGUAACUGAACAACUGAAAGCAAGAUUCUUACCAAGUCCUGUGGUAAUUAAGAAAAGAAUUGAAGGAUUGAUAGAACGAGAAUACUUGGCUAGAACUCCAGAAGACAGAAAAAUGUACACCUACCUUGCAUGA
This is a messenger RNA of Acanthosepion pharaonis, 2259 nucleotides long. The record is from the annotation of a GenBank genome assembly. NCBI's taxonomy places the organism in Eukaryota, Metazoa, Mollusca, Cephalopoda, Sepiida, Sepiidae.